Molecule: messenger RNA, 570 nt
Organism: Trichoderma atroviride IMI 206040
Lineage: Eukaryota; Fungi; Ascomycota; Sordariomycetes; Hypocreales; Hypocreaceae
Biological process (GO): iron-sulfur cluster assembly
Cellular component (GO): mitochondrion; L-cysteine desulfurase complex
Source: RefSeq, a predicted model, not a curated record
CCACAUCACCACUACACAAUGUCUUUAGUCGGCACCUUACGGGGUGAUUUACCACAGCAGACGCGAUCACUGUAUCGACAGUUGUUGCGCCAGAGCAAAGAAUUCAGCUCCUACAAUUUCCGCGAAUAUGCGAGGCGACGGACCCGAGAUGCUUUCCGAGAAAAUAUUGCGGUACAAGAUUCGCGCCAGAUCCAAGAGCUGAUCCAGAAGGGGCUGAAGGAACUCCAGACGAUGAAGCGACAAACCAUCAUUGGACAGUUCUACAAGCUGGAUCGAUUAGUAGUGGAGGGCGGACAAUCGGGCAAAGAAACCGGCCAUUCAGGAGAGAUAUUAAGGCAAAAAGACACAGGGCAUGACUGAUUACGCAACGGAUGCAUGCAUUAACGACGAAAAUAAUCACGGGCGGAAUGAUGGCUGUACAGUAGGAUGGCAAUGGGCUUGUACAUCAUACAUAUACCACUGGAAUAUCGAGAGACGACUUUUCGGCUUGGUUUAGGAGUAUUGCGGGAUCGUUAUGAAACAAAUAUUAGACUACUACACUACAACAAAUCUCAAUUCUGGUUGCGACAA